UGAGUGAAUAAUCAAUGAAUUUGCCGAGUUGUUACAAAAUCAGGUUACAAUCUAUCAAAGUUAUUUUAUUUUUUUACUUUUUUUAAACAUAGAAUGUCAAACACAUGUCUAAUAUUAGCUUUUUUUUUUAAUUUUAUUUACAUAGAUCCACAACAUAGAUGAUAGUACACUAGAAGGAACGUUGAGAAAAGCCUUGCCCGGUGGUUUAAGUAAUCAGUGUAAAAGGAUAAAAAGUGUUAUCAUCAAUGGUUAUAAAUUUGACAUUUUGGAUCGUGAGCGAUAUCGAAAGACACAAAAUUCUGGCGUUAUGUUAGAGGCAGAAGGCCAAGAGUAUUAUGGAAGACUUAAAGCAAUUUUUGAAUUAGAUUAUUAUGGCUCCCACAAGGUUAUAAUGUUUUGUUGUGAUUGGGUUGAUAUAACAAGGGGUUUGAAAAGAUAUCGUAAUGGGAAUGUUUGUGUGAAUUUCUCGAAGUUGACGCACACUGGUCGAAAUUUGCAUGAUGAUCCAUUUAUUUUCUCAUCUCAAGCAAAACAAGUUUUUUAUAUCGAGGAUGAGAUAAAUAAAGGAUGGUUACAUGUUGUUAAGACUAAGCCAAGGGACUUGUUUGAUAUGGGCGAUGAUGAGACUUAGUUUUUUUUUUCCUUUAAUUGUUUAAUGCAUUAUUUUUUUUUUCCUGUUUCAAAACAUUUUGUUAAUGUUGAAAGUAUGAAUAAUAUAUAUUUUCUUCUUUAAUCUAUAUCGGUUUUGAUUAUUUUUCUACUUGAGCAAAGAUUAUUUGUUUUUAUUGUAUUAACAUACUUCUCUACCAGACAUGUACCUUAUCCAUUUUUUUUAAAAAAAUUUAUUUCAUUGAUUGGCAGGUGCAAGGCGUGUUACAUACAGAUCAGAAUAACACUGGUUUCGGUUGAUUGCGUGGUCAGAGGUAUCCAUCUUGCAUAAAUUAGUCAUUUCUAAAAAAAAGAUAAUUGCUUAUAGUAUAAGACUAUUUUGUGAUAUUGAAAUUAACUUUGUUGAACUUUAUGUGUCUGAUGAGAGAUGAAUUGUUUUGGUCCUUUUUCCCCUUUCAAAAAUUGCUUUGAGUCUUCCAUAAUACCUACAAUGCCUUCUCUUACAAUUGCUCUGGUCCUUUUUUCCCCUUUCAAGUUCAUCAAUAUGAGUUAUCGUAGCAAACGAACAAGGGCAGCAACUGCAUCUGAUGCUGUACUAUAUAAGGUUCCAAAAUUUGUAUCAUCACAAUCAUCACAACCACUAAAAAAUCAGCCUAAACCUACAAUGCCUUCUACCUUAGUCCAAAAUUCACGGGGAGCUAAUGGUAGAUGGGGACCAUUUAACCCUCCAAACAUCAUCAACACCCAAGAUCUCCCUUCAUCUUCUACUACUAACACAAGUGCACAACCUCCACCCCAAAAAAACAAUUGUAUAUGGGAGAAACCAAUCAAUGCACCAACUCCUUCAAGCAUCACUAACACUCAAGAUCUCCCUUCAUCUUAUACUACUACACAACCUCUUCCCCAAAAAAGAAAUCAAAUUCGGAAGAAGCAACAUAAUGUACCAAAUUCUUCUAGCAUCACUAACACACAAGACCUCCUUUCAUCUUCUACUACCAACACAAGUGCACACCCUCCACCUCAAAAAAGCAAUCCAAAUCUGGAUAAGGCACUUAAUGCAACUUUCCAUCCAAGCAUAACUAACACUCAUGGAUUCCCUUCAUCUUCUAAACAAAACACCUAUGAUAUUCCCCCUAAAUUUCCACCUUCGAAGCUAUCCAAACCACCUACAUUCCCUUAAACCUCAUAUACCUCUAAUUAACCAUGGGAAGAAGAAAUGCAAGCUGGUCCUACAAAAAAUUCACCCACAGUAAAUAAGGAUAAAGAAAAGCAUGCAUGUGAUGAAACAACAAAGGAGAAAUCCAAAAUAUUCAAGCUUCGAUGUCGCGCAUUGCUUCCCGAAUGGCUUAGUACAAUUGAUUAUGAUGACAAGGAGGAGGUUCUAACCAUUGAUGUUGAGCAAUUAGUUAGUGGUCACAUUCUGCUAAUUGAGGUCUGGAAUAACAAUGGAGUUAAAUAUGUUGGGAACUUUAAUGAGUUAUGUCAACCGAUUCGGAAAGGUGGGCAUAUAUUGGUCCAAUUCCUUGGUAGCAUUGCAAAGGAGGAGAAUUAUUGCCCACUUUCAGAAAAGACUUGGCAUGAGUUAGACCAGUAUUUUAAGGGAGACAUCAUUAAAUUAAUAAGGGAUCGCUUUGUGAUCCCCAAUGAGGAGAAGUAUUACACCCAAGCUCUACAGCGUGUUGAUGAAGUUUGGAGGGGUUAUAAACAUGAUCUUAAGAAGCGGUACUUCAAACCAGCUGAAAAAUCAAUAAGAGAAAUUUGUGAUAAUCCCGCAAAUGGAGUAAGAAAGAAUAAUUGGGUCAAUUUGGUCAAGUACUGGAACUCUGAGAAAGGGAAAGAAUUGUCUAAGAUCGGAAAAGAAGCACGAGCAUCUCUAAUCCAAAUUCAUUAUUUUGGUGGUACAAGUUUUGCAAAUAGACGUGCUGAUUAUGAAGAUGAGCACGGAGAAGAAAUGAGCCUAUAUGAACUUUGGCAUUCAUGUUAUAGAAGGAAGGAUGGGACGUUUUUUUGAAGGCACGGAUCAGAAGAGUUUUUGGUAUUAAUUCUUCCUGUUUGUUUAGCUUCUAGUUUUAGUUCAUUUUACUAGCAUCAUGUAUUUUUUGAAUUUGUUUUGUAAGAAGAUGUUAAGGCUAAGGCUGAAAGCUUAAAGCUAGUAGAUCCUUCUGGUUCUAAGUCGCGUAUAGACAUAGAGAAUGAGGCUUUUGAGGCUACACUAUAUGCUGGCCAAAUUCCAUAAAAACCACUAGCCUAUGGAUUUAGAGUUCGAAAAGGAGACAUUCAUGGUGUGCGUGGUGUACUUAGAAAAGAAGGGAUUGGGAAAAGAACAAGAGUGGUAGAAAUGGACAACAUGACAGUGGAGGUAUCAAGUUUGAAGGAAGAAAAUAAGGAACUUCAUAAGCAAAAUGAAGAGAUAAAAGAAAAGUGUGAUGAGAAUACAAAGCUACUCAAGACAAUGACAACACUAUUUUCACAGGUUUUAGAAUCGUUUCGUAGUGGAGAAGGUUCGUCACAAGUUUUAGAUGCUGCACAACUAGCCUUACGUAUGGCUAACCCUCGGGUAAUAUAGUGAAUUCAUUCCUCCCUUCCUUGUUCAUAUGACUUUAGCUAUCAAAGUUUAUUGUUUUUACUUUGGUGUUGUGAAUUCGUUGCCACAAAUUCACUAUCAUUUUCUUGUUGUUAGUGUUGUACUUAUUUCAAUUGGUUAGGCACUUAAUAAAAUAAAGCAAAGAGAAGUAGUAUAUCCUUGGGACAGUGAGUAGGAGGUGAAUAGGUGAGGCAUUUUCUGUAAUGCAGAUCAUUAGGUUAGAUCAUCAGGGAGCAGGGGGUAGAAUAGACGAGGCAGUUGAGCUCAUAAAUGUGAUUUGGGGCUUCCUAAUUGGAAGAUAAAUAUGAUAAUCAUAUCACUACAUUAUAGUUGGUUAAUUCUAAACAUUGAGAUCUGAAAAUAGUUUGGUAUAAAUGCAUUGAACAGAAAACAAAAAACAAGAAGCUGAGAAUAGUUGGUCACAUGACUCUUGUUAUUAUCCCAGUUUGUGUCUAGAAUUUGUAUGCUUCAGUAGGGUUUGGGGGUUGGGUUAUACUGCUAGAUGGCUUCCACCACUUGUCGGAGCUAUUUAAGUGAUUAUAGAUGCAGGCUUUAGUACUUAAUAAAAUAAAGCAGGGAGUGGUAGUAUAUGCUUGGGACAGUGAGUAAGAGGUGGAAUAGGUAAGGCAUUUUCUAUAAUGUAAAUCAUCAGGUUAGAUCAUCAGGGAGCAGGGGGCGUAGAGUAGACGAGGCAGUUGAGCUUAUAAAUGUGAUUUGGGGCUUCCUAAUUAUAAGAUAAAUAUGAUAAUCAUAUCACUACAUUAUAGUUGGUUAAUUCUAAACAUUGAGAUCUGAAAAUAGUUUGGUAUAAAUGCAUUGAACAGAAACAAAAAACAAGAAGCUGAGAAUAGUUGGUCACAUGACUUGUUAUUAUCCCAGUUUGUGCCUAGAAUUUGUAUGCUUCAAUAGGGUUUGGGGGUUGGGUUCCACUGCUAGAUGGCUUCCACCGCUUGUAGGAGCUAUGAAAGUGAUUGUAGAUGCGGGCUUUAUUGGGGAGUUGCGUUGUAGUUUGGUAACUAUUGUGAGGGACGAGGAAGGGGUUUUCAAGGCAGCAGGGGUGUAGUAGAGUAUUGCUAAUUGGGAGGUAAGGGUGGCAGAAGCAAAAGUUGUGAUGUGUAGGCUUUGGCUUGCUGCACACCUGAGGGUGCGAGAGGUAAUCAUUGAGAGUUAUUGUUUUGUAAAUAAUUUGAGAGCGGUUGUUUUGAGAGUGACUAUUUUGCUACAAACCUGGGGAAACUGUCUUAAUUAUUUUUGCAAAACCAAAGUAAUCAGGUUUGAUAUAUCCUAGUAGUUGGUUCUAGGAAUUUAUUUCAAGUAAUAUCUGAUUCAUAACUAU
This is a messenger RNA of Chenopodium quinoa (quinoa), 4529 nucleotides long. RefSeq lists its product as uncharacterized. The transcript is spliced from 5 exons. NCBI's taxonomy places the organism in Eukaryota, Viridiplantae, Streptophyta, Magnoliopsida, Caryophyllales, Amaranthaceae. The coding region runs from base 1826 to 2620 and encodes 264 amino acids. The record is from RefSeq and is a predicted model, not a curated record.